CUUCAACCCUUCAAUUGCGACGCUGCUGCAAGCCCUGCAUUUGAUUUAAUCCCCCGAUAUAUUUUCUACAACUCUACAGCUAUUCUAAAAACCUCCAUUCCGCCAUUAGAUUCGCACGACGCGUCGAUGUGUUCCUGGGACCGAAUCCUCCAAGGCGCGAAUUGAGCGCAUCCCUCCAACAUGCCAGAACCGCAGAGCCUACCAACGCGAUUCCCAUGCUGGUGCCGGGCGGUAUAUAGCUGGGGAGGAGAGUCUAAACGCGACCUUGGAUUCGUCGAAGGAGAUCUAAUAGAAUGCCUCAACGCCGGAGAUGGAUCAUGGUGGAUGGGGAGGCUACGACGGGACAAGCGUAUGAUGGGACUGUUUCCUUCGAACUUUGUGGAGGUCCUUGAUGAUAGCUUUCGACCAGCGAGCAGGGCUUCGAGCCCAAUGCCAGAUCGAUCACUCAGCCCGAGUCCAUUCAACCCACAACCAUCAGUAAAGGCCAAGUCCAAACCAUCUCGAAAGCCUUUUCAAUCAUACUCUCAGCCAGAUUCUGCAGCCAUGAAACGAGCGGAAUUACAAAAGCAGGACAGUCUAUCGUUAUCUCGAGCACCCUCACCGAAUCCUAUGAGCGUUCACGAUAAUAUUGGCUCAGUACCCUCUCCUCAAAUACGUGGCUAUGGCUCCCGUGCACCUUCUCCAGCUCCACCAAUGCAUAUUGGAUACGGUUCGAGGGCACCCUCACCGAUGCCCCCAAGACACAAUGGGUAUGGAUCUCGAGCGUCAUCUCCAGCUCCAUCCUUCCAAUAUGCACAUCACUCUCGAGCACCAUCACCAAACCCGCAAUUCGACAUUGGUUCCUCUCCUCCACCUCCUCCACCGCCACACAGAACUACAUAUACCGCGCAGGGUUCCAUCAAUUCAUAUGAUCCACGUCCCAAUGGCUAUCACACCCCGCGUGGAACUUCCCCUUGCCCUCCAUCACCCGGACCCACGGGGUUGACGCCUUCCCCUCUCCGAGAUGCCAUGGAUGAUGUUAUGUCCUCGUUGGCAGAUAUGGGAAUACGAAGCACAGAGUCUCCAGAGGUCCCGCUAGAUCCAUGGUCUCCUGAAGCUUUCGAUCAGACAUACACAAAGGCGAGACGGGCCGCACCAUUGAGACCACAAACAGUAAUGGGGAUUGGAGCACAGAAUGGUUUUGACGACUAUGACCCUAAGUCUUAUGGUGGCAGUUCCUCUUCUCGUUAUGAAGUUGACCAGCCUCCUCCACAAUUGAGCAAUUACGUCCAGCGUAUGGAGAAUCGACUGAGUAAAAUGCAUUCCAGCAGCCCACGGCCUGCCCCGGAUGAUGACUGUGGCCCAGCUGUUCCUCCAAAGAUGUCUUACAAUCGACCGAAGUCUUCCAUGGCUGGCAGUACACAAUCAGAACCAAAACUUCGUCAUCGCAAGUCAGCUUAUGAAGUCGGGAGAUUAGUUCUUGGGCGCACUUUUACAACGAAGACAAAUUCUACUACAACUUCAUCUGGAAACCGGAGUACGACUACCAACGGCAGCUCGAGUACGAACAUGACUGAUCGAAGUCUUAUGAGCGGACAUUCGGCAGGUGGAUUUUCAGCUACUAGUGCAGGAAGUUAUGCAAGAAAAAAAGAAGCCUCGAGUGGCAGAUCUCACAGCGCGUUUGGGUCCAGGAAAGACCACUUUUUGGGCAUGAACGCGAGCCAGGCAAGUUCCACUAGCCGACCUCAGACGCCGGUAACGGGCAUAUCAUAUCACAGCAGUCAUGCCUCUGAAGCGCCACGAUCUCAAUCGCAAGCGGGAUGGCAUGGUUCAACGACGGAUUCGAGCAUUCUGGGAGGACUCAUGUCACCGCCAAAACCUAAGAAAAGCGGAUUCUUCAAGAAGUUCAUCGAUUCAGCAAAGACGGGAGCUGCGAGUGCCAGGAGUAGUAUUGCCGCGGGUGAAACUUCAAGACCGAGAGUUCCUACGAAGAUGCCCAAUGGCGUCUCGUCUAUCGCUGGCGGUUUCGGCACCCAGCAGCCUGUAAGCAGUGCAGCAAGCGAUAUGGGUCUUGGGGGCGGGAAUGGCGGUAUUGAUUGGGUCCAAGUACGCCGAGAUGUCAACCGAUCAAAUUCUUUGAGCCGAAUUGAACGUAUCGAAAGAAAGGACCGAUGUCAGAUGAUGGACUACCCAGCUAUCAGCCCAAUGGAGGAGCUUUAUGAGCAGUGCGACGGCGAUGAAGGUACGGAUGGAAACCCUGUGGCCGAACCAACGAAUUUCCAAGCAGUCAAUCUGAGUCUGGUUGACAAGAAUGCGAGGUUCAUCAACAGUCUUCCCCCGAUGACGAACCCAGUCAGUCUAGCUACCGGGUUUGUUUGCAGACCUUACCGAAGCGAUGUUCAAAGAUUGAGAGCUAUUUUCACAUGGGUAAGCGAGAAGAUUACCUGGGAAGAAGACUUCGAGACGGAUGUUGAUUCGAAACGACUCAUCCAAACCAAGCGAGGUUGUGCUGAAGAAGUGGCUGUUCUGGUGAUGGAGAUGUGUGCAGCGGUUGGAAUUCAUGCAGAGAUUGUCAAGGGAUAUCUGAAGACUCCAGGAGAAGUUCCCGAGCUGGGGGUAAUGCCUCGUUCGAACCACUGGUGGAAUGUGGUCAUUGUGGAUGGGGAAUGGAGAAUUAUGGACUGUUCACUUGCGGCCCCCUCAAAUCCCCGUCGAGGUCUUUAUUCGAGUGUUGGAAGCCAGGUUGCCGACAGUUGGUGGUUUUUGACUCGUCCGUCGGAGAUUUGUUGGACUCAUAUUCCGGAACAGCACCAGCAUCAACAUCUGUGUCCUGCCAUCGCGCCUGAGAUCCUUCUGGCUUUACCUUGUGCUUGUCCACCGCACUUCAAGAAUGGUCUUGCCAUGGUCGACUACGACUCAAGUCUUGUUCGAAUUGAGGACCUCGAGUUGGUUCAUAUCAAGUUUACAGCCCCAGCUGAUGUUGAAUGUGUCGCUGAGGUUGAAGCUCGAGCAUUUGAGCGCGAUGCAGAUGGUGAUUUCUUUGAAAGUGGAGAGGUGGUGAAGAAGCGUGCACUCACACAGGCAGAAUGGAUCGGGGGCCAGAAACGCUACACAGUGAAAGCUCUCCUACCCGGCGACGAAGGCCAUGGUAUCCUUAAGAUCUAUGCUGGAAAACGAGGUCUGAUGCACUCAAUCAAGGACAUUCCGCAUCCACUUGCGUUCGCCCUUCCCAUCAUCCACACAGGAGAGAACCCACCGUAUGAGUUCUUGACUCGCCAUCCAACUCCCCAUGCACAACGACACGACUUAUACGUGGCGCAACCUCAAUGCCAUCGCCUUGCUCUAAACAAUACCUUCGUCUUCGCGAUCCGACAACAUCCGUCAUCGCUCUCAUCCACAUCCCCAAACCCUGGAGGCACGUCGCCCAUUCCAUUCACCCGCCCGACUUCAGCAAUGUCAAUCACCAAUUCCUCGGCCUCCGGGUCGAAUCCUGGCACGACAAACGCGUAUGCCUCGAAGAAACCAGCGAAACUAGCGAUCCAGGCACCAGGUGGCAAAGUCCUGAGGUUGAUGCGGAAGGAAGAGAAGAUACAGAGUACGAGCCAAGCGCUUGAACGAGGGGAUGGAGGGACAUGGGAGACGAUAAUCAAAGUUGGAGAGAGAGGGGUGUGGAGAGGGCUUGUGCUGGCGGAUCGGAGUGCGAGGUGGUGUGUUUUUGCGGAGUGGACUUGUGUCUGAUAGGAAGCUAUUCACAAUUGUGAUACUAGGGGGGGAGAUAUCCGUUAUUUGAAGACAUCGGGCAGGGAUGAAACGGGGAGAUUUGUGAGUGUGUUCUGCAUUGCAUUUGCGUGGCGUAUUGUCCGAGGUACAGGGGAUCUGGGGUUGGGAUGUGAAAAGGUCCAGUGUAUAAAAAUAUGCAUGCGAGUUGGCGUUCUUUUUCUGGUCCAUUUGGUUGGAAAGUUGCAGCUUUGUAGGACUAGGAUUCCUGAUUCAUCUUCAGACGAGGGGUGUGAUGAGACGACAUCAGAUGAAUUGAAUUGAUUUCAAGAAUGGCC
Molecule: messenger RNA, 4034 nt
Organism: Hyaloscypha bicolor E
Lineage: Eukaryota; Fungi; Ascomycota; Leotiomycetes; Helotiales; Hyaloscyphaceae
Exons: 2
Coding region: 181-3717 (1178 amino acids)
Molecular function (GO): protein binding
Source: RefSeq, a predicted model, not a curated record